AUGAAGCUGCUGCGGCGUGCGUGGCGGCACCGAACGGCGCUGGGCCUGAGCGCCCUGGCGCUGGGCGGCGCCGCGCUGCUCUACCUGGCGCGCUGCAGGGCGCCCGUCGACCCCGCCGCGCCCGCGCCCUUCGGCCCCGCGCGCGCCGCCGCUUUUCUGGCCGUACUGGUGGCCAGCGCGCCGCGGGCGGCCGAGCGGCGCAGCGUGGUCCGCAGCACAUGGCUGGCGGCGCGGCGCGGCGGCCCCGGGGACGUGUGGGCGCGCUUCGCCGUGGGCACCGGCGGGUUGGGAGCCGACGAGCGGCGCGCCCUGGAGCGCGAACAGGCACGGCACGGCGACCUGCUGCUGCUGCCCGCGCUGCGUGACGCGUACGAGAACCUCACGGCCAAGGUGUUGGCCAUGCUGGCCUGGCUGGACGAGCACGUGGCCUUCGAGUUCGUGCUCAAGGCAGACGACGACUCGUUCGCGCGCCUGGACGCGCUGCUGGCCGAGCUGCGCGCCCGCGACCCUGUGCGCCGCCGCCGCCUCUACUGGGGCUUCUUCUCGGGCCGCGGCCGCGUCCGGCCCGGGGGCCGCUGGCGCGAGGCCGCCUGGCAGCUCUGCGACUACUACCUGCCCUACGCGCUGGGGGGCGGGUACGUGCUCUCGGCCGACCUCGUGCGCUACCUGCGCCUCAGCCGCGAGUACCUGCGCGCCUGGCACAGCGAGGACGUGUCGUUGGGCGCUUGGCUGGCGCCGGUGGACGUGCAGCGCGAGCACGACCCGCGCUUCGACACCGAGUACAAGUCCCGCGGCUGCAACAACCAGUACCUCGUGACGCACAAGCAGAGCCUGGAGGACAUGCUAGAGAAGCACCGGACGCUGGCACGCGAGGGCCGCCUGUGCAAGCGGGAGGUGCAGCUGCGCCUGUCCUACGUCUACGACUGGUCGGCGCCACCCUCGCAGUGCUGCCAGCGGAAGGAGGGCAUCCCCUGA
This is a messenger RNA of Lipotes vexillifer (Yangtze River dolphin), 975 nucleotides long. It is a transcript of the gene B3GALT6, whose product is annotated as beta-1,3-galactosyltransferase 6. Bases 1 to 975 code for a protein of 324 amino acids. Gene Ontology annotation, cellular component: Golgi membrane. Gene Ontology annotation, molecular function: galactosylxylosylprotein 3-beta-galactosyltransferase activity. The record is from RefSeq and is a predicted model, not a curated record. Gene Ontology annotation, biological process: protein O-linked glycosylation; glycosaminoglycan biosynthetic process. The transcript has a single exon. NCBI's taxonomy places the organism in Eukaryota, Metazoa, Chordata, Mammalia, Artiodactyla, Lipotidae.